UGCCUCUUCACCUCUGCUAAUACACAUUUUUAUUCUCUCAUUUACAAACUCAGCCAAUUUCACAACUCUUAUUUUCCAUUAUGGCUCAUCUUUCCGAUCUCGUUAAUCUCAGUCUCUCUGACUCCACUCAGAAAAUUAUUGCUGAAUAUAUAUGGAUUGGUGGAUCAGGAAUGGACGUCAGGAGCAAAGCCAGAACUCUAUCUGGACCUGUUGAUGAUCCUUCAAAGCUUCCCAAAUGGAAUUAUGAUGGUUCUAGCACAGGACAAGCUCCUGGAGAAGACAGUGAAGUGAUCCUAUAUCCUCAAGCAAUUUUCAAGGAUCCAUUCAGAAGGGGCAACAAUAUCUUGGUGAGUUGCACAUUUACUUUUGAGUUUAACUGUAAUACUCUUGACCGUAUAAAAAAUAAUUAUAUGUACAGUCGGAUCUCUCUAUAACAUCUCCCCUACAUA
Nicotiana tabacum (common tobacco) is the source of this 449-nucleotide messenger RNA. The record is from RefSeq and is a predicted model, not a curated record. NCBI's taxonomy places the organism in Eukaryota, Viridiplantae, Streptophyta, Magnoliopsida, Solanales, Solanaceae.